Molecule: messenger RNA, 348 nt
Organism: Verticillium alfalfae VaMs.102
Lineage: Eukaryota; Fungi; Ascomycota; Sordariomycetes; Glomerellales; Plectosphaerellaceae
Exons: 2
Coding region: 1-348 (115 amino acids)
Biological process (GO): positive regulation of mitotic metaphase/anaphase transition
Cellular component (GO): anaphase-promoting complex
Source: RefSeq, a predicted model, not a curated record
AUGGCGGGGAGCACCAGCAACAUUACGAUUCGGCUUGGCAUGUUCAGACCACCUCCCUUUGACCCGUUGUCUUCUCUGGACGUUCAUCCAACCCUCCAGAUUCCUGCUCAACACCAUCAGCUUCACAAGAUGAACAAAGACGCGACGCACACCCACGUCCACCUGCACCGCGCGGGCGACGCCGACCUCUUCGAGGACUUCUGCAAGGACCGCCUGCCCGACGACGAGGUCUACGUGCCGGCGCACCUGCAGCCCGUCAACCCGGAGGACGAGGACGACGUGGUGCCCGACCAGCACGCGGCGUUUGGCAUCACGAAAGCGACGCAGGCCAAGAAAAAGGCGACGUGA